Messenger RNA from Xiphias gladius (swordfish), 4094 nucleotides. RefSeq names its product trafficking protein particle complex subunit 6B, like (gene trappc6bl). Lineage: Eukaryota; Metazoa; Chordata; Actinopteri; Istiophoriformes; Xiphiidae. Bases 276 to 767 code for a protein of 163 amino acids. The transcript is spliced from 7 exons. Gene Ontology annotation, cellular component: TRAPP complex; trans-Golgi network; cis-Golgi network. The record is from RefSeq and is a predicted model, not a curated record. Gene Ontology annotation, biological process: endoplasmic reticulum to Golgi vesicle-mediated transport; regulation of GTPase activity.
CUGAACGCACUUUUUUUUUUUUAAAUAGGUUUCAGGCUGGCUGUACGCUACGAGCUUUAUUGGUGCCCUCCACUUAAGAACAUUAUGUUUUAUCACUUGAUGUAUGAGUUCUUUGCACGCACCGUCACCGGGUGCGAUUUACACGCUAUUUUGGAGGCUGAUUCCGGCUAACUCUGCCUACGUGAAUCCAAAGGAGCGUGCGAGUGUUAAUAUCGAGCGCAACUUAGGAAACAGGCUCGUAUUUACUUCGUGUAGCACGCAGCAAAUUUACAGGAAUGGCAGACGAGGCUCUGUUUGAAUUUCUCCAUAUGGAGAUCGUGUCCCAUGUUUACAAGGAGCAGCAACCCAGUAAAGGAGAGAUGGACAACAAGGACAGAGCUGUCUGUGUGUCUGUCCUCGAAGGCAUGGGCUUCAGGGUGGGACAAGGACUCAUUGAGAGGUUGACUAGGGACUCUCCCAGCUUUAAGGAUGAGUUGGAUAUAAUGAAGUUCAUCUGCAAAGACUUUUGGACAAAGGUGUUCAGGAGGCAGGUUGACAACCUCCGAACAAACCACCAGGGUACCUAUGUUCUACAGGACAACAAGUUUGCUCUGCUGGUUCAGCUCUCCAGCGGAAAACAGUACCUGGAUCAGGCUCCUAAGCACCUCGCCUUUUCAUGUGGCAUGGUGAGAGGAGCACUGUCUAACCUAGGUCUGGACAGUGUGGUGACAGCUGAGGUCUCUGUCAUGCCAUCCUGUAAAUUCCAGGUGGUGAUCCAGAAGUUGUGACCCGAUCCUCUAUGCUACCCUAGUGCUGAUGAACAGGGCCCUGAGGGGCGCUGUUAAUCCAAAAGAGAGGAUAGCACUUCCUGUCCUCCGACUGAGCAAUUCAACCACAGAGGGAAUCAAACACCACCCUGACUUCCACAGUUGGGGCAAACAGGACUAGCCGGUUUUUGCUGAUAUCCUGGUACCCUUGGCAGGGUUAGCCAGAGCUUACCUUUUAUUUGUGGUACUCUGAUACAGAACAACAUUUGUUGAAUCCCUUUUGCAUCUUGAUUUUGAUGUAGAUGUUUUCCCCACUUGAGCUAAGUAAUGUAUGAUGUUCUCAACUUUAGUUUUAACUAAAUAAGUGGAGCCUGGCCCGGACUGACCCCACUUAGCCAGGCUUUGAGAAGUAUUGUCUGUCAGUGGCUGUGAAUACAAUAAUGUGAAUGUGAAUGUAUUGUUAAUGACAAGGUAAUUUAAUUUCCUUUGUAAUGUGUUGCAGUGUUGAGUCAGACUGAGUGCUUACUAAGAAAAAAUUGAAAAAGAAAAAACUUAAGGCAGAACGAUCAGCAGAAUCUUGGAUAAGACAUCACUUUAGAUGAUAUUGUGAACUAUCAACUGCCAAACCAUUUCGUUUAGCAUCCAUCCGGAUAUUAGCUAAUGAGCCUUUGAAAAUCUACAGAGCCCCCCUAGGGUCAUGUGAGAAAAGAAGAAAACCAUGUGUAAAUCUGUGGUAAACAACUUCUUUCUUCUGAGAACAAGGAAUGGAGCAUUUUGACAGCGACCGCAUUUGCCAAGUCAGUCUAAUUUAUCUAGAUUGAAGGGUAGAUUUGAUGCUACAUUGUCUUUUGCAUUUCGUUCCACAUCUAUCAUUGUGUAACGAUGUAUUUAUUGUGCUUUUCACGCCAAAACCUGAAGAAAGAAGUCGUUUACAAAUCUGUGGGCCCGGAUUACGAAUCCGAGAGGACGGUUCAUUACCCAUGCGAAAGGAUUUGUAUAUGACGAGUACAGAUUUACAAAUGCUGUUUUGUUUUGUUGUUUUUUUUUUUUUUUGUAUUCUCAGCUGACCCUAGACGGGCUCCGUAAAAAUCAUUACACCAGACACAUCAGAUUCAUUAUUCAGCACUUGUUUCUCUGUAACCAGCACCUGGUGCUUUGCUCUGCCUUGUAGCAGAUUGCCUUUAGGAGCUGGGUGAGUCAUAUAUGCUGGCAGUCAUUUAAAUAUCUUUUCAAUAUAAGGCAAAUUUUUAAUCCAGAGUGAGUCAUUAGUACAGCAAUUUCAGUUUAAUUAUGUUUGAUAUAUUAUUAGAUGUGAUAAGUUUCUAGGCCCAGCUUUUCUACGAAUGAAAGUGGAAUGACAGCUGCUUGUGAAGCAUCACUCUCUUCCUCUGUAGUGAUGUCUCAUUUCAAAGCUGACCACUCAGACUGGGUUUACAGGUUUUUUUUCUACUAAGAUGUACAUUUUUGUCCUUUUAUACAACAUUGAUAUACAAAUGUAUAUUACUGAGAUUUUCAAACUAUACAGUAAGCUACAAAUGAGUCAUGUUGUAAGGCUUUGAACUCAGUUUACAUGGAUUUCUGGGUGACACCUUGCUUUGCAUAAAAGUCUCCUCAAAUAUGAGUCUUAGAACAGCUUAACACAGCAUAAGCCGUAAGUGUGUGGUGUUCUUGUUAUUUAUUUUUUAUUCUCAAUUAAACAUUUUGUUCAAAUGGAAUAAUAAUGUUCUGACAAAAACAACAAGGCCUGUUGAAAAAAGAAAAGACGAAGAAAUUCACCUCUCUGGUUGAUGUAGUUGCCUCUUUGUGCCACUAGAGGGACACAUAAAGCUGUCAUUAUUCUCAUGUCUGUUGCUUUACCAGUUUACCAUGUUACCAAGUUACGUCCAGUGUCACCUUGUCUGCUGUCCCUUGUUGUCUCAAAUCUCCAGUUUAUCGUUUUGUACUCCCAGUGUAUGUGUGGGAGCAAGGAGAACGCAUAGUUGAACAAACUUGGCUGUAAAUUGCCAUGAAAACACCCCUUGUGUAUUUGCAUGAUGUGUCUUGUGUCAAAGAAAUCUUGAACAGCAAAGAAUCAUCACAGUUUCUUCCAUUAAGUCUUCAAAUAUUUGUUAUUGAUACAAUUAACCUGUGAUUGGUAUGUGCACAUAAGAUGUGCACAUACCAACUGCACAUCCUUUUUUUUCAUUCAUGGUGUGUUAAUUCUUAAAAAUAAUCAAAAUAAAUUGUCACAUUAUUGACUUGAAAAAAGGAACUAAAAGAUCAUGUUGCAACAAGAAAAAUUAUGCCAAAAAUUCAGAACUUGUCCACGUUUUCACGGCACUGUAAAGAUCAGACAAAAUGCACAUGGAGGAGAACUGUUUGGUUUUAUUGUUCUACUGUAAACUGAUGUGUUACCUUCUCUCUUUAUUACUCCUCUACUUAACAACACAUUUCACAGUGUGCACUAGCAAAAGCUGUUCAAUCUACCAUCAUCCCUGCUUAAGUUAUAAAUAUUUAUCUCAUGUUUCUGAUCCAUAUCAUGAGCUUGGUAUUAGGAGGUUCUACUGUAUGUGAGUGCACUGCACUUCUGAGGUAUUCAUUUUAAAAGUUUUGUCCCAGCAGGCUCAACUCUAACUUUACAUUUACAAGAAAAUCAUGGUCAAUCGUAGCUCUAAGUUAGCAUUCACAAUGAGCUCAACCAGGUUCAGUCAAAUCCAUCAUCAGAUUUGGUACAUAUAUUUUAAAGUUUGGGUAUUAGCCCUCUGGGUUUUCGUUAUAGUUGUGUUUUGGUAUGGGACCACUGACAUUAUUGCGCUAGCUGGAUUAUGUUGCUCACUCUGCUGUUACUUUAGUCUCUGCUCUGAUAAAGUAUCCCUGGCUCUGUUCCAGUAUUCCACUGCCAUCAGUGUAAUAAUUUGAAGAAUUAGAGGUCUCUACAUGAAACUUUAUCCAUUAAAUGUGCCCCCAACGUGUCUGUCGCUCAGGCGGGGACCUGAAAAACUGCUGCGGAUGCUUCAUUCCCAUAUUUGCUCUUACUGCUGUGUCAUUACAAUCCAUAUUAGACCCAACUUGGAAGUUGUAUUUUCCCAUACAAGGAGAAACCCCAGCCUCAGUAUUUCAUUGAAUAUUUGACACAAUGGUGCUAAUAAGGGCUGUCAGUAGCGUGGGGCAAAAUCAUGCUCACUAGCCAGUUAAUUUAGAUCACCUCAUGCACAUAUACGUUUAGGCAAUAGUGCAUAAAUCUAAACAUGCUUUCUUUUUAAAACACAGUAGAUGAUAAACAGAUAUCCUAGAAAGCAUAGCCAAAGUUUGGCUGUGUUAAUGGCAACGAUAAAAAUUUAAAAGUUUUGUUUAUAUCGUAGUUUUGAA